Schistocerca gregaria is the source of this 677-nucleotide messenger RNA. RefSeq lists its product as uncharacterized. Lineage: Eukaryota; Metazoa; Arthropoda; Insecta; Orthoptera; Acrididae. The record is from RefSeq and is a predicted model, not a curated record. The transcript is spliced from 3 exons. The coding region runs from base 27 to 404 and encodes 125 amino acids.
UGUGUGAUGUGCACUUGCUUGUGUGAAUGUAUGUGCACUUUAUCUUUUCUGAUGAAUUCUUAAUGUGUAACAGUCUUUUCAUCUGUUCAUUGUGCCUGUUUGCAACUAACUGUGUCAUCUGUACAGUGUUGAGCUCAGAACUGAGAAGUAGUGUGCAUUGCACAACUGAACAAAGAAAGAAACACAAGGUGCUCUAUUCGUUGGCUAAUUACUAUGCUGAUAUGAUAAAGGAAGCAAGAUGGAGCAAACAGGGCCAAUAUAAUGUAAGGUGGCUGACUUAUUUUACCAAAGUUCAAAGAUUACAGGCAAUUUGUCAGUUAAGUGUUCUUCAAUCAUUAUCAUUAAUGUGUGCAGAAGACGCCAACAUUUCAGCUGCUAGUCAUAGGAGACAAAUGGCACUGUGAGAAGGAGACAGACAGGCAAUGUCUUAUGAAUGUGGAAAAAAAUUACAGACUAAUAAGAUAAAGUAGCUAACUGAAGAGAGUAGAAUAGUAAUACUUUAAAAAAUCAUAUUUUAAGUUUACAAGAUUUUAUUCUUUACUGUCAGAGGUAAUAAUGACUAAAACAACUCUUGUGAUAAGCUCUGUACCUGACUAUUAUACUGGAGGUGAACUAAUCUACCCCAAGAAAGUACAGUGACACUGUAAUUUGUAAAGCAAUUUUCUGUGAUUACAAUG